UCCGUCGCCAUUUAUAUCGUACAGCUUGAAGAUCCAUCGUAACUUCUCGUAGAUACUGCCUCGUAGUAGAGUCGAUAAAAUGACCAGGAGAUCCUGAGAAGAAAAACCGUAUCUCGGAAAAUAGGUCGUUUAAUUGAAUAUGAAAAAAAGGAACUGGCACAGUAUGUUAACUCGUUGAAGAUAAAAGCUUUUAUCGUCGAUUAUAUGUUUUGCCUGAAGCAAGUUAUCAUAUGGUGGAGAUGUGGAGGAAAUGAAACAGGGGAGAUGCUCGUGUUUACAUAUUUAUGAAUCUAAUGUAUAGAGGAAGUAACAAAAAUGAAAAUUCCGCACACUAUACCCAAGAACGUGUUGGAAGCUUACAGAUGUUCGGAAGAAACGACGCGGUUAACGUGCGAGGUCGAUCGAACAAUUCGACCGGAAGAUGUUUCCUGGGACGAGGAGAGAGUCCCAAGCUUAAAGACCCUCGCCCUUCGUGUCAUAGCCUCCGUAUGGAAGAAAAAUCCGAUACUGGAGGAAUUACCAACCUGUGAGGAUAGAAAUAUGCUGAUGGAAAUUCUGCCUACCGAUUUACCGUUCGAGUUGACUAUAAGGAAGAUCGACAAUGAACACUAUUGGGAACGUUGCUCGAGAGCUAGAUGGGGGCACAACGAUUGCGCUGAACAUGGCAAUUCCUGGCGGCGACGUUACUGCGAAGGUGCUUUUCGUGAAUAUUUGGAGAAUCUCGAGCCAAGUUUCUUCGAAUCUCAAAAGGAAGAUUGUGAAAAGAUGAUCGAUCUUGUGCGUGAUUAUGUGCACACAAUAGAGCUACGUUCUUUACUACCAACAAAGAAGGAUAAGAUAUCUCUAAACGAAGAAGAUCCGUGUCUAGCAAAGGAAGUAUUCGUCCAUCACAUCCCGUUGGAGCUUAUUCUGCCACAAUUCCCUCAUCUUACUGAGCUUCGCAUUAAUUUCGGGCUGGUUUACAUGAACGAUGGUUUCGAGUGGCGAGACUUCGAGAUAUCCAUUGAAGACUGCUUUGGUCUUGGUCGUGGGAUUAAAGCUUGCCCGAAAUUGAAGAAAUUUACUUUGACUAGAAGCAAUUUGGAUCAACCACGUGCAGCAGCUCUUCUUCAGGGUGUGCUGGAGAAUGAUAGUAUAGAAGAAUUAGACUUUUCUCAUUGUAAACUGGCAGACAAAGGAGCAAAGGCAGUUGGUGAAUACCUCUCGCACAGGAACUUGAAAAUACUGCAUUUAGCGAACAAUGAUAUAGGACCGGAAGGAGUGGCUGGUAUAAUCUAUGGGCUGCUAAAGGCGGAGCACACAACACUACAGCAUUUGAAUUUGAGGCUAAAUCCUUUGCUAGACAACGGGAUGUUUCAUGUGUGUGCUUAUCUGUUAAGAAGCGAAAGUUUGGAAGUUCUCGACGUGAGUGCUUGCGGAAUAGAGGCUGCUGGAGGUGCAGCACUUGCCGAAGUAUUGACUUCCGGUUCCAUAAAGCUCAAAAGUUUGAAUCUUAAUUUGUCGAACAAUGAUUUUAACGAAACAAUUGGGGAUUCAUUUGAAGCAGCGUUGAGAAACGCUCCAUUUGUAGUGGGAUUCGAAGCUCGAAUGUGCAAUUUCUCCAGACAAUCAGAAUACUCUAUCCACGAGAGUAUACUCAGAAAUAAACAGAGGAAAAGAAAAGAAGAAACGAAGCGGAUGCUUGAAAAAUCACAGAAAAUCUCCAUUGAUUCCUUCGUUUCAGAAUAAAUUACCAGCAAAACAUACUGAACAUAAAUCAUAUGAUGGAAUCAAUAAAAUAAAGAUACGAAUGACAAAAUUUUUAUUGAAUUCAAUUAUACAGAUUUCAUAAUUUAAAAAUUAACAAAAAGAACGAAUACAAAACAAAUAUAUAAAAGGAGUAAGACAUUCUUCCAAUGUGAAUUUAAAAAGAAUAUUUCAGAAAAGAACAAGGAAGCGUAAACCUACAUAAAAGAGAGAAAAUAUAAAAAGAACAGAAUAAAAGGUUCGUGACCUUACAUGAAAAUAUAAAAUCAAAAAAAGAAAGAAUUCAAGCUUCUAUUUUGCAUUUCUAUCCUCAAGAUUCUAUACUCUGUGGCGUUAUUAUUCACAGAAAUAUUAAACUCGGAACUAAUUACUUAAAAGCAAUUAAGGGAAGCACAAGAAUCUUAAUGUUGGCAAAGUAAUUACCAUUUUUACAUAAUAUUCGACGAUAAUGUUUGCAUUGCAUCCGGAUUUUCGGUUGUAGCUGGAGGAAGCGCGGCAAGAAUAACCAUCGUGAUGGAGAAGGGCUAACGAAAGAGUUGGCAACAAAAGAACAGCGGAACGAGCGUGUAGCUACUUGGAGGAAGUUAUGCGAGAGCCGUGAACACGGUAAAUUGCGGCGAA
Messenger RNA from Bombus pyrosoma, 2367 nucleotides. Its product is annotated as dynein regulatory complex subunit 5-like. The record is from RefSeq and is a predicted model, not a curated record. Gene Ontology annotation, molecular function: GTPase activator activity; small GTPase binding. The coding region runs from base 316 to 1728 and encodes 470 amino acids. NCBI's taxonomy places the organism in Eukaryota, Metazoa, Arthropoda, Insecta, Hymenoptera, Apidae. Gene Ontology annotation, cellular component: cytosol; perinuclear region of cytoplasm; nucleus. Gene Ontology annotation, biological process: activation of GTPase activity; nucleocytoplasmic transport. The transcript is spliced from 10 exons.